Molecule: messenger RNA, 1503 nt
Organism: Caenorhabditis angaria
Lineage: Eukaryota; Metazoa; Nematoda; Chromadorea; Rhabditida; Rhabditidae
Source: the annotation of a GenBank genome assembly
UUGGUUACUGUAAUCCACCCCGGGAAUCCUGCAAUCAAAGGAGAUGAUGUUAUAAAUGCUCCAUCAGAUGGACAUGUUUCACCUUUGGAUACAUUUUUGGAUCUUGUCAGGUAAAUAUUUUCAACUAUUUUUUCAUAUAUAAAAAUUUCAGAAACAUGUUUCCGGAAAAUAUAAUUCAAGCAACAUUUGAAAGAAUGCAAACAAAUUAUAAAUCAGUUCGUCAGCCAAUAAUCUCAAAAAAUGGAACUUUUGAAAUCAAAAAACAACGAAAUAUCGAAAUGACAAAAGGAAUGAAUAUUCUUGGAAUAAUUGUAUUUUGCACGGGAUUUGGAAUUGUUAUUUCACAAUUAGGUGAAAGAGCCAGAAUUGUUGUUGAUUUCUUCAUUAUUUUGGAUGCUGUUAUAAUGCGAUGGGUUGUUACUCUUAUGUGGUUUGCACCUUUCGGAAUAACUUGUUUGAUUUGUGGAAAUCUUUUGGAACUUCAAGAUUUAUCAGCAAUUGCAACUGUUCUUGCUUUAUAUGUUUUCACAGUUUGCACUGGUCUUAUUCUUCAUACAAUUAUUACUGUUCCACUUUUAUACUUUUUCAUAACUCGAGAAAAUCCACUUCUUAUUUUUCGUGGAAUGAUUCAAGCAGUUGUCACCGCAUUUGGAACAGCUUCUGGGUAAGUUUUUUUGGAAUCUGGGAAAAUUCGAGUUCCAAAUUCUUCUCUCUCAUCUCAAUUUCAUUUUUUUGUAGUGGUGCAACACUUCCAAUGUCAAUGCAAUGUCUCGAAGAUCAUUGCGGUGUUGAUCGUCGAAUUUCUCGAUUCGUUCUCCCAUUGGGAUCAACCAUCAAUAUGGAUGGAAAUGCACUUUACGAAGCUGUUGCUGUUAUUUUCAUUGCUCAGAUCAACAAUGUUCAACUAAGUUUAGCCGAAGUUUUGACUGUUAGUAUAACAGCAACAAUUGCAUCAAUUGGUCUUGGAUCAGUUCCAGCUGGAUUAGUUUCAAUUCUAUUGAUUCUAAAUACAGUUGGUUUACCUGUUCGAGAUGUUUCGAUGCUUUUCACAGUUGAUUGGUUACUGUAAGGUGUAUCAAAACUUGUGAUUUGUCAAAAGCUUCUUUUUUUGCAGUGAUCGAAUUCGAACAGCUGUCAAUGUUUUGGGAGAUGCUUAUGCUGCUUCAGUUGUUCAGCAUAUUUUACAAGCAAAAUUAAAUAAGGCAGAUGCGAGACAUGAUUAUAAAACAGAAAUAAAAGAGGAGAUUGAAUUAUUGAAAUCAGCAGCGACAAGUCGGAGACCAUCACUUACUCUAUCUCAAGAAUCUAAAGAGGUUUGAAUUUUUCUUGAAAAUCUGAAACCCUAUUCAAAAAAAAUUUCAGAUGCUUUUCAAUCAUUUUGCAACUGCUGCAAAUUCCCGGAUUGGUUCUAGAAGACCCUCAUCAGCUAAUAUACAUUUAUCAUGGCGGAAUAAUUUGGAAAAGACACCAUAUACGCCGUUACCCAAUGUAGAGAAUGUUUGA